GAGCGAGAGAAAGCAAAAGGGAGAAAAUAAAAUAUGGCGAAAAAUUCUACUGGCGGUCGAAGCACGGUAGCUCCGUAUUGAAAAGCGAUUUUCUAUGGUAAAAAGUGAUUGUACCCGUACCGAACGUGUGAAAAACGCAUCGCGAAUGCGGCUUGUUUGUUGCACGCAUAGACAAAAAUGCAGAAUGCUGAACAAUCCGGAGUGAAAAACCGGGAAAAAGUUGUAAAAUCAGUGAAUCAGCAGACUUCGUCGAAAUCGCAGCUGCAGGAGAGGCAGCAGCCUCCAUCAUCAUCAUCGUCGUCGUCUUCGUUGUCUUCAUCCGCAUCAACAUCAACGGAAGGAGAAGUGGCAAAGACAUUCGCAUCAGCUUCCCUCGGUGGAGCACCCAAAACUUCGUCAUCGCCACCAUCGAAACCAGCGAACAAUAGCAACAGCAGCAACAACAGCAGCACAAUCGGUGGUGGUAGUAGCAGUAACAGCAGCAGCAGCAGCAGCAGCAGUAGUGGUGGUGGUGUCGGCAAUAGUGGCAAAAGUGGUGUGAAAAGCAGUGGUGGUGGUGGAAGUGGUGCUGCUGGUGCUACUAUCGUCGCCGACGUCGUUGUUGCUGGUGCGGGUACCACUUCCUCGACUGUUUCGCCGCCAUCGUCAUCAUCAUCGGCCUUGGGUGCAGGAAAGAAUGUUGAUGACGAAACGGGAACGGUCGUAGAAGCAUCGACGCAUCCCUUGCUAACGUCGGCGGAAGCGGAAGACAACGCUGUGUCCGGGGCGCUGGGUAGGCUCACGCUUGGCCCAGCCGGCACAGCGACCGGCGCUGUACGCUCCGCGGCCUCCGUCGGGGUCGAAUCGGGUCGAUCCCAACUGGACGGUGGCAGCGUGAUUUGUAAAAACAUUUCUAAAAAUAAUGGUAAAACAAUGUCGUCAGCUCAGAGUUCCACAACGGCAACAAAGCCCUCUUCUGCGCCAUCGCACGCCCCAGACGCUGCUGGACGAGAUGGUAGCAGCGGCGGCAAGCAAACUAACACCAACAACAGCGAUGGCGAUGGGGGUAAAACCGCAGGAGGCGUAGGAGGAGGUACCGGAAAUGCGGCCGCAGCGUCGAAGCCGGUUACCGCCGCUGCAGGUGCGCCUCCUGGCCAGUGCGCUCACAACAUCAACAGCAAACCAUCAGCGACCAGCAACAGCUCGUCUCCCGCCAAGUCGGAUACCGAGACCUUCUCCGAGAUACAGCCUCGCGUGUCGGACUCGUCAGAGUCGGAAGAGGAAUCGGUGUCGGAGAUUUUGCUGGCUUGCCUAUGUCUAAGGCCAGAUCUGCUGGUUGACGACUUCGCGCUAGAUCAGCAAUCGAUCGAAAUUCCGGAAACGGAAUGUUCCGACAGCUGCGAGAAUGAUGUCGAUAUGGAUGAGUCGGACAGUUGCGACAACGAUGCCGACGAUAAUGAAGAUUCCGACGAAGAGGACGAAGAUGACGAUGACAUGGUUCAUAGUACGGCACCCGGAAAGUUUCUCUUAGAGAACGAUGACGAUACCGACCAUGAACGAGACGAAGCAGCGCAUGCAUUGACGCGAAUGAAAUCCAGCGAUGGCAGUCCAAGGGAUAAGAAUUUGCUAUCGCGUUCGCUGAUUGCGGCCUGCACUGAUAACGACGUAAACACUGUCCGGCGACUGCUUGUCGAGGGAAAUUCGCUGAACGAAGCGACCGAAGAGGGCGAUUCUUUGCUAUCGUUGGCGUGUUCCGCCGGCUACUACGAACUGGCACAGGUACUGCUGGCAAUGUCUGCACAGGUUGAUGAUCGUGGUCAAAAGAACGACUGCACACCGUUGAUGGAAGCUGCGUCGGCUGGUCACGUUGAUAUCAUUGAGCUGUUGUUCAAGCACGGUGCAGACGUGAAUGCGCAGUCUUCCACCGGCAACACACCACUCAUGUACGCCUGUGCCGGGGGUCACGAGAAAGCGGUGAAGUUGUUGUUGGAUCACGGUGCCAAGGUGGAGGACCAUAAUGAAAAUGGUCAUACCCCGCUGAUGGAAGCCGCCUCUGCUGGUCAUGUUGGAGUGGCUAAGAUCCUGCUGGAACAUGGUGCCGGAAUUAACACCCAUUCGAAUGAGUUUAAGGAGAGUGCACUGACCCUCGCCUGCUACAAGGGCCAUCUAGAUAUGGUGCGCUACCUUCUGGAGGCUGGGGCAGAUCAGGAGCAUAAGACCGACGAAAUGCACACGGCUCUGAUGGAAGCGUCCAUGGAUGGGCACGUGGAAGUAGCGCGGCUGCUGCUGGACUCGGGGGCACAGGUGAAUAUGCCGACGGACUCAUUCGAAUCUCCGCUCACGCUCGCAGCGUGUGGCGGACAUGUCGAUCUGGCUAUGCUGCUAAUCGAUCGCGGAGCUAACAUCGAGGAAGUGAACGAUGAAGGCUAUACUCCGCUGAUGGAAGCCGCACGUGAGGGUCAUGAGGAAAUGGUGGCAUUAUUGCUACAACAGAAUGCGCAGAUCAAUGCUCAAACUGAAGAAACUCAGGAGACGGCUCUUACGCUAGCGUGCUGCGGAGGCUUCAUCGAAGUGGCCGAGUAUCUCAUCAAGAAUGGUGCAGAUAUCGAGCUCGGUGCAUCGACGCCGCUAAUGGAAGCUGCCCAGGAGGGUCAUAUCGAUCUUGUGCGCUUUCUGCUGCAGCACGGUGCAAACGUACACGCCCAGACGCAGACGGGCGAUACCGCGCUGACGUACGCGUGUGAGAACGGCCAUACGGAAGUGGCAGACAUCCUGCUGAACUACGGUGCCGAGCUGGAGCACGAAUCCGAGGGUGGCCGCACGCCGCUAAUGAAAGCCUGUCGGGCUGGUCACUGGUGCAUUGUGAAGUUCCUGAUUGAAAGGGGAGCGGAUGUGAAUCGCCACACCACCAACAACGACCACACGCCACUAUCGCUCGCUUGCACCGGCGGUCACCAGAAUGUGGUGGAACUGCUGCUGAAGAAUGGCGCAGAUCCGUUCCAUCGGCUGAAGGACAGCAGCACCAUGCUGAUCGAAGCGGCGAAGGGAGGCCACAUAGGAGUGGUUCAACUGCUGCUCGAUUUUCCUCACUCAUUGAUGAACGCUAAUGCUGCCCAGCAGCAGAACAUACUCAGCAGCGGUCAAAUGCAGCAACUGCAGCAACAGCAGCAGGUGCACCAGCAACAGCUACAGCAGCAACAUCAGCAGGCGGCACAGCAGUUGAUCAUUACGCAGAACCACCAGCAGCAGCAUCAACUGCAGCAAGCUCAACAGCAGCAGCAGCAGCAGCAGCAACAACAGCAGCAGCAGCAGCAGCAGCAGCAGCAGCAGCAGCAGCAGCAGCAGCAGCAGCAGCAACAGCAGCAACAGCAACUGCUAGCUGGUCCACCCGGGCUGCGCGAGGUUCCUGAAGCAAUCCGAGUAAGCAACAAACAGAUUUUCCAACUGCCAAGCAAGGAAAUGCUCGAACAGCAGCAGCAGGUACAAGCGCAGGGUCAACCGCAACAGCAGUCUCAGCAGGCAACGCUGCAGCAGCAGCAGCAGUUGCAGCAACACCAGCAAUUGCUUGCCAACAGCCAUCAGCUGAUCAAUCAGGCAAACAUGCUGCUGGACAGUAGCGGCAACGAUACUUCCGUACUGGCACAACAUCUGCUGGAAAUUCAGGACUCUUCAAUAUCGAAGGACAGCUUUUUCGAGGAUUUGCGCAAUGGCUUUCGCACGCGGGCCCGCCGCAUGAACACCGUACCGGCGGGAUCUGCUACCUCCUCGGCAAUACCGCCAGUUGCUGGACAGCAACAGCAACAACACGAUCAGGCCGCUGUCGCGCAGCAACAGUUGAUACAAUACUUGCACCAACAUCAGCAGCAGGCGCAGCAGCUGCAAGCAGCGCAGCCAAUUAUUUUGCAAGGCAACAACGUCGUUACCCAGCAGCAACAGCAGCAGAUGGUCGGUAACAACAACAAUGCAGCGGGGUUGAGCGGUGGAAACAAGCAGCAGCGUAGCUUGCUGCGCAAAAAACAACAGCAACCAUCAGUGGCACUGCCUUCGCCGUUCGAGGCAAACCUUACCAGUUCCGAGGCACAGCAGGUGCGAAGCGAACCCAUUGGGGAGGAUAACAAAGGCAACUGCAGUGCUGGUGUGAGCAACGUUUCGCCGCUGCAGCAACAGCCAGCACCCCGCGUCAGCAAUGUGGCGAUGCGAUCUGAUUAUGAACAGUAUCAGAAGCAGAUGAACGAGAUCCAGUUCCAGAAGAAGGCGAAAAUACAAUUCAUCAGUGAUGCUAAAGGUCCACCAUCGACUCUUUUGCCACCAACGGAAACAUACAUCAAUCUAGGCACACCCGUUCAAGCUGGUAAAACAUCAAUCGACGGCAACAGUGGGCUGCUCUUUGGAACGCCAUUGCAAACCAACUUGCCUCAAUCGCAACAGCAGCAUCUUCAGCUAGCAACAAUAGCUGCUAAUGCCGCUGGCGCUUCGGUUGUAUCCACCGGCACUUCCGUCAGUCCGGCCACCGGAGGGACCAGCAGUGGUACACUCUUGACCGGCCCUUCGGAAGUGUCACAAAGCACUGCCAUCAGCGAUCGUCCAAAGGUUAAGCCCGUGUCGAAGAAAGAUGCCAAGAAUAAUCGCAAAACUGCGGCAGCAGCAGCCGCGGCGGCAGCGGCAGCUGUAGCAACUGCCACGGCCUCCGUACAGCACACUCUUGCACAGCAGCCGCAGCAAUCAUUUUUCAGGCCGCUGGCGGGUAACAACUCGUCCGGCGGUAGUGGCAAUUCCACCAGUGUCCUACAGCAGAACCCAAUGGUGUCAAUUUAUAACAACUUGUCCUCUGUGAUUCCAAGUUCCGAAGCGAAUGUGCAAAUGUUGCAACAAUCGAUGGCAAACUUGAAUCUGCAGUCACAGUCAUCCAUAACGCCAUCCACCAUGCAGUCAGCACCAAUGCCAUCAAGUGGAAAACCCAGCGAAAAGAAGACGCCCGCGAAUGCAGGAGAGGAGCUGAAGAAGAGCGAUUCGGAUGGGGCAAAUGACACCGAAACGUUGGCAACUGCCAUCGCCGGGAGCGAAAGUGGCCGCAUGGUUCCUACGCCAUCCGCCAACCCGUCGGUUAUCACGAGCACCGCAGCAGCAGCAAAGCGUACAUCGGGCGGCCAGAACGACGAUGCCGGCAAAGGUCGAUCGGUCGAGCAAUUGUCUGCAGCGUCUUCCGCGCAAGAGGAGCGUAGUUCGGGCAUCUUACCGGCCGACGGUAACGGAGCAGCGGACAAAGAUGCAAAUGCAACCGGCACGUCUACUACACCCAGCAACGCAAACGCCGAGGGUGCUAGUGAUAGUGCGAGCAGCAGCAGCAGCAGCACGGGCGAAAGUGGCUCCACAGGCAGCGUUAACAGUAGCACCGUCGCCAGCAGCAGCCACUCUACGACGAGCACAACGAGCACCGAUGGUAGCAGCGUGCCGGCUGGCGAAGCUGGCGCUGGUGCCGACGGCGAAAGCAGCACCACCAGCAGUGGCAGCAUCAGUGCCGCCAGCAGUACCAGCAACAGCAGUGCCAGCAGUAGCGACAGCAGCACAACUACCAGCGGCAGCUGCGACAAUAACACCACUGCCCAAGGCGGAGAUGGAAGCACCGGUGCAGGUAAUGCCAAUGGUGAAGAAGAAGAAGAAGAAGAAGAAGAAGGAGGCACCGGCAGUGGUGGUAACGGCGGAACGAUGGCCAGCCUCGAUCCGGACAACCAUUUCAACCUUUUUGCGAUGGUCGAUCGUAAGUUGAUGCUCAAGCUCGCGCAUCGCUUGCUCUGCGAUACGUCCAAAUCGCCGACGGAAACGCCACCGCUGAGUAGCAGCUGCCCAGGGUCCAACCUAGACCCUCCCGCCUCCCCCCCGCCAGCGAUGAUGAACAAUGCCGAUAUUGAGUACUCCGAGCUGUCGCGCAUCAUCUGCAGUUUUAGUCGCUCGGACAUAUUGCCUGCCCCCGAAUUUGUGCAAGUGCAUCAGCAUAUGCAAAACAUUAUUCAGCAUAAGGGUGGUAGCAAUCCUAUCAAACUCGGCGAUUCGACCGACGGCCACCAGUAUGCCGAGGAAGGCGAGGAACACCUUCCGAUGUUUAACAUCGAGGAAUCUGAGGCAGACGGCAUGACCGAGUGUGUUGGCGGAAUGUAUCCAGCGCUGGACGAAACGCUGGAAACGUUCCACGGGGAGGACGGAACGGCCACGCAAGCGCACGGUUCGCGGGAAUCGAUGUACAACUACGAAUGGGUGGACAGCAUUGACGAUGUGAUCCAUGUGCUGAAUGGCUGCCCAGAAAUUCCAAUGGCACUGCAUGAUAUGGCUGCCAACUUCGGGUGUCAGGAUAUCGAUAUGUAUGCAAAUCUGAUCGGAUUAAAUUCGUUCUGCAAGACACGCUGGGCGGGCAACCAGAACCAGCUUACGUCUGGUACGUCGUCUCCAGCCGAGGAGGACGGCAGCGCGGUUGCCCUUACCGAUGAGCAGUGUGCGUACCGCCAAGGCCAAGCUGCCGCCAGCCAACUGCUGACGUUUGAUCCGCAACAAUUUUCAAUGGAUCAGAUACAGCUGCUGAAUCAAAUACACCAGGCAUCCGCCUCCGGAUCCGUAUUACAUCAUCCGCAAGCGAGCAGCGGUGCCGACGGGCAGCAACCAAAGCUUGUGUUUAAUGUCGAUGCAGAUAAAGCCUCGCAAGUGCAUUUGCUAUUUCAACUGCCGACUCUGCAAUCUCAGCAGCAGCAACAACAGCAGCAGCAGCUGCAGCAGCAGCAGCAGCAGCAGCAGCAGCAGCAGCAGCAGCAGCAGCAGCAGCAGCAGCAGCAGCAGCAACAACAACAACAACAACAACAACAACAACAACAACAACAACAACAACAAGAACAACAACAACAACAACAACAACAGCAGCAGCAAAUCGCGCAAGAUCAGCAGCAUGAUCAUCAUAUGACCAUGCUUCCGAACAGUGGCCAACAGCAGUCGCAAGGCCAGCAACAGUCACUAUCGCUGCAACAAGCGACUGGCCAGCAGCAGCAACAACAACAGCAGCAGCAGUGUAACAUUGCCACAAUGCAACCGCAUGCCGCUGCAGCAGCAGCCGCAGCAGCAAUUCAGCACGCGCAGCUGCAGCAGCAAUUGCAUGCGCAGGGAAUGGUCGCUGCCGGUCAUUCCGGUUCCGUCACAUUGCAGCAACAUCAACAGCAGCAGCGACAGCAAAUGCAGCAUCUACAGUCCCAGGCCCAGGGACAGCAGAUACAACAUUUGCAGUCGCAGCAGCAGCAGCAGCAGCAGCAACAACAGACACAGCAACAACAGACACAGCAACAACAGCACUGUUUGCAGCACGCCCAAAUGCAGGUCUCCACUCAAACAUCCCAACAGCAGCAGCAGCAAGUCGCAUCCACCAGAGCCGAAGAAGAAAUGCCCCCGCUGGUGAGGACGCAACACUUUGCGCUGAUGGAUAACAACCAGUCGGCGAAUGCUGUCGCUGGCGGUGGGAAAAUGGCCGGUGCCGGUGGUGGAAAAAAGGGAGAAAAGAAUCGCAAAGAGAAAAACCGUGUCGCCGUCCCGGCAGUUCGCCAGGCACCGGCCGGACAGCAGAGUGCUGGUGGCAGUGGACAGCUGCAAAACUAUCAAUACGAUACCACUGCCGGCAACGGGCGUUCGGUUGGAGGAGGGAUGGACAUACCGCCACCGAGCGGGGCCCUUCAGCCCUUCCACGCGGGUAAUGGUAUAUUGCCCCCGCAGGGUGGAACGGUGGUAUCGGAGCGUACGAUUGAUGUGGAUUCCGAAACGGAUUCGAACCACGACACCGCGCUAACGCUCGCCUGUGCCGGUGGCCAUGAGGAUAUGGUGGAACUGUUGAUUACCCGCGGUGCCAACAUUGAGCACAAGGAUAAAAAGGGCUUCACCCCGUUGAUACUGGCUGCCACGGCCGGGCACGAGAAGGUGGUGACUACGUUGCUGCGCAACGGGGCAGAGAUUGAGGCACAGUCGGAGCGAACGAAGGACACUCCACUCUCGCUGGCAUGUUCCGGCGGUCGGUACGAGGUGGUCGAACUGCUGCUUUGCAUGAACGCUAACCGCGAGCAUCGCAAUGUAUCCGACUACACGCCACUCAGCUUAGCUGCUAGCGGUGGCUACGUGAACAUCAUCAAGCUGUUGCUCCAGUACGGCGCAGAGAUUAAUUCGCGAACCGGAAGCAAACUCGGCAUUUCACCGCUCAUGCUAGCGGCAAUGAAUGGACAUGUGGCCGCCGUAAAGCUGCUGCUUGACAUGGGUUCGGACAUAAACGCGCAGAUCGAAACCAACCGCAAUACCGCGCUUACGCUGGCCUGUUUCCAAGGACGGCACGAAGUGGUAAGCCUCCUGCUGGAUCGCAAGGCCAACGUCGAGCACCGUGCCAAGACAGGCCUUACCCCCCUGAUGGAGGCGGCUUCCGGUGGAUACAUCGAUGUCGGACGGGUGCUGCUGGACAAGGGAGCCGACGUCAAUGCGGCGCCGGUCCCUUCAUCCCGCGAUACGGCACUUACCAUCGCUGCGGACAAGGGACAUCUGAAGUUUGUCGAGCUACUGCUGUCCCGUGGUGCUUUGGUAGAGGUGAAGAACAAGAAGGGCAACUCCCCGCUCUGGCUCGCCGCCAACGGUGGCCAUUUGGGUGUGGUGGAGCUGCUCUGCAGCGCCGGCGGAGACAUCGAUUCGCAGGACAACCGGAAGGUGUCCUGCCUGAUGGCUGCCUUCCGGAAGGGCCACACGAAGGUGGUGAAAUGGAUGGUAGGCCAGGUAACGCAGUUCCCGUCCGACCAGGAGAUGACGCGCUACAUCAAUACGAUCAGCGAGCAGGAACUGCUGGAAAAGUGUCACGACUGUGUGAAGGUGAUCCGCGCCGCCAAGGAUCAGCAGGCCACGAAGGCCAACAUCAACGCGUCGAUCCUGCUGAAGGAGCUUGAUCUCGAACGGUCUCGCGAGGAAAGCCGCAAGGCGGCUGCUGCCAAACGGCGCGAGAGGAAGAAGCGCCGUCGGGCGGAAAAGCGGGAACAGCAGCGCAAGCUAGAGAUGGGCGAGGAGGGUGCAGCGGGCGACGGGAACGACGACGAGGACGAGGAGGAGGAAGCCGAUGACGAUAAGGAGGAGGAAGAGGAGGAGGAGGACGUCGACAGUGAGCACGACGAGGACGAGCUGCUUCUUUCAGCUGUGAUGCAACAGCAAGCGUCUGGCGGUAAUAAAAAUAAAAACCGCGGUUCCAACCACACUGCCGCCCAGUCGCACGGUGGUAAGCAGCAGCAACAGCAGCAUCAGCAGCAGCAGCAGCAGCCGCUGAAUAAUCGUGAGAAAGAGAAGGAAGGCAAGGGCAAAGAAAAGGAAAAGGAGAAGCACAAGGAUACGGACAGGGAGAAAGGAAAGGAAUCCAAUCAAACUGCGUCCUCUUCCGCUUCGUCCGGUGGCAGCAAUCAGCGCCAGCAGCAACAGGGCGCAAAUGGGCAGCUGUACCAAUACCGACCGAUGUCGAUACCGUACCAGGUGCAGGAGGAAGGUGAUUCCGGCAUCGAUGCCAACAGUUUAGGUUCAUGCUCCAGCUCGGAGGUAAAGUCGUCCUCGAACAGCAACGCCCUGGAGCAGAAGAAAAACAACAAGAAACGCAAACAGCAGCAGCAACAGCAGCAACAGCAGGCACAAACAGCACGCGGAGCCAUUGCGUCCACCAAUGCUGCCGGUGCUGCAAGAGCGGCGAAGGCAGCAGCGGUUGCCAACGCUACCGUUGGAGGUAAGUCGUCCAACAAUGCGCAUCAGCAAAGCAGCAGCAGCAGCAACACAAACAACACCAACAACACCAACAACAACAGUCGUCAAUCCAAGAGCCCGGAAAGUGGUUCGGCACCAGCGUCUAACGGCAACACUGUAGUGCAGGAUAAAAACUCAAAAGAAAAGAAUCGACGUCAGCAGGAGAAAGAACAGCAGCAGCAGCAGCAGCAGCAGCAGCAGCAGCAAUACAGUGGAGGACGGGACAAGCGCGAAAAAACGACGGAGAAGGAAAAUGUCGCUCCGAAGGACCACGAGCGGUCGGGUGGAGUGGCAGCGAACACGAAAAACGAAAGCAAAAAAUCCUCUUCCAACGAUCAUCAUCAUCAGCAGGCGGGCAGUGUGGGAGGUGGAGCGAUGCACCACCAGUCUCACCAGAACAGCAAUGCGGCUGGUAAUCGCAAAUCCAUCAUCGUCUUUGGAUCCGGCAAUCGAUACGCUGCCGAACAGGGGGAUGACGCCAGCGGUAGUGCUAAUUUCUACAACACCACCAACGCUGGCGGAAAGAAAACGCACGGCAACAAAAGCAGCUUCUACAACACGGAGGACCAUGGUCAUCAUAGUAAACUAUCCUCAGCAAGUCCGAUGAAGCAACACCAGCAGCAGGCGGUGUCCAGUGGCACUUCUGCCUCGCAGCAGCAGAGCGCAAAUAGUUCGCAAUCCAACUCGGCGGGCGGCGCCAAGCGUGAGGAAGGCUGGAAGGAAGUCGUUCGCAAGAGCUCUGUACAGCAGGGUAGCGGCAGCGGUAGCAGUGGUACGGGAGGAGGCAGCAGUGGCGGGGGCGGUGGUUCUUCCUCCUCGCUAAUGGAAUGUCGCAAGGUGCAGGUACCAGUGCACGCCAUUUCGCGUGUAAUAGGGCGGGCGGGAAGCAAUAUCAAUGCCAUCCGCGCUGCCACCGGCGCUCACAUUGAGGUAGAAAAGCAGGGCAAGAGCCAGGGUGAUCGCUCCAUCACCAUCAAGGGAUCGCAAGAUGCGACCAAGCAGGCGCACUCCCUGAUCGUUACCCUCAUCAAAGAUCCCGACGUGGACAUACUGAGCAUGCUGCCAAAACAUAACUCGAGCUCAAGCAGUUCGACAGCGAAGGGAGGAUACGGAUCUGCUUCGUCGUCUGCUGCCAUUAGCGGAUCUGCGGCCGGCCAGCACGCAGCAUCUGGUGGUAUUGGGUCUUCGUCGUCGUCGUCUACCACACCGGCUCAGCAGUCACCAGUGAUCGUGCCAGCGGCCAUCAUACCAACGAAUGGUGCUGCACCGACCAUGUCUGCUAUAGUGGCAUCAGGCGGUGUGGCGGCCGCAGCAGCAGCAGCAGCGGCAGCGGCAGCAGCGGCCGCCGCAGCCGCCGCCGCAUCAAACAACAAUUCGACGGCCUCUGCCAAGGGUGCAAAGAAUGUAUUCAGCUCUUCGAACAAAGCGGCGAGCGGUAGUGCCGCCAAUGUCGUUGCUGGUGGAGCCACGGGAGCCAGUGCAGGAGCCACCACCGCUGGGCCAGUUAACACUAAAACUCCGUCCAGCCAAGGUUCCGCACCGUCAAACGCAAGCUCACGGCCGAUGGCGGCCAAGAAUCUGUUCCUAUCUUCUGCCGCAGCCGCUUCGCAGCAACAGCCGUCCCGCGGGUUGGCGGCAGCCGGCAGCAACAAUGCCGCUGUGACUAGUGGCAGUGUGCCAUAUGCCGUGGCAGCUUCCUCUGGACAGGGCAAAGAUUCCAAGCGGCAGCCGAUCACUGCACAAACAUCACAACAGCAUUCGUCUGCUGUACCAUCGGCAAACGGUGGUAGCACCGGUGCGAAGGGAUCGCUCCACCAGUCAGCAACAGGCGGCACGGGUGGUUCCGGUGCUGCAACAUCAGCUCCGUUCGGAAGUUCGGGAAUGAAGGCCAAGAACGGUAACAUCAACAACAAGGCAUCAGUUGCUUCCAGCACGGCUGUACCACAGGCUGGUGGUACAAACAUUGGUGGCAACACUGCCGGAGCGACGGCUGGUGCACCAGGAAUGGCGGCAGGAUCAUUUGCCAAACUGGUCGCAUCCGACGGUGCAAAUGCGGUGAGCAAUACUAGCCAGAAGAAGAACUUCCCCAAUGCCGGUGGCUCCAUUGGCAGUGGCUCAAAUUCCCUCGUCGGUCCGCAGGGACAGCAACAGCAGCAGCAGCAGCAAGUACAACAGCCACCAGUUGGUGUGAUUGGAGGGCGAGCUUCGGCACAAGUGCAGCAAUCGCCGGCUAAAAGUACCGGCGGAGGAGCACCCGGUUUAACACUACCAGCACCAUUUGGCAGCAGUGCUGCCAAUUCAAUCGGUGGUGGUGGAGUAUCCCCGAUUGGUUCCCACUUAAAUGCAUCCAAUUUGCAACAGUCCGCUGGAGGAAGCGUUGGAGGAGCUGCUGGGCAGCAGAAGAUAUCGACGUUUAUUCCUCCCAUCGCAACCAGCGGACCCGGGCCAACGAUUGUGGAGGCUUCCGCCGUACCGCCGAUACCACCUAUCAGCGUACCGAACACGGCCAAUCCGCUAGCAGCACCGGGCAGUGGUCGAUCGAUAACCCCGAUCGGGCAACCACCAUCCUCAUCGGCAGCGUCCUCAUCCGCACCUGCAUCCGUUUCGAUCGUUUCGUCGUCCGCAUCGUCGACGGUAACGUCGGUGACUGGGCCGAUCGGAAGCCGCAGCGUCACUACGCCAUCGCCUUUGCUGCAACAGCAAGGCUCCUCUACCACCUCGCCAACCAUUGGUAGUCAGCUGCACUCGAAGAUGCAACCCAUCGGACAGCAGCAGCAGCAGCAUCAGCUUGCUCCAUCGCCUCCACCCUCGAACGUGUAUUCGCUGUUCAAUUAUCCCUUUACCAACAGCCAGUGGGGUGUGGGCGGAAACGCGGCCACCAAUAAUGUGGCCGAUGUUGGCAAACCCCCACUGUACGGUGGCCACCAGCAUCAGCAGCAGCAUCAGCACCUGUCGCAUGGAAAUAUGCCACCCCACCAUCAUCAGCACCAGCACCACCAGCAUGCCAGUGGUGGUACAGGUAGUGGUGUGUUGGGCACCUUCAUGGAAAAUCCGCCAACGCUACAGGUUGACGCAUCAAAGGCGCCCGGAUAUCGCGGAAACACCAUCUCGUCGCCGGUUAGCUCGAAAGCCUCGAGCAAUGCUACCACACCGCCAGCCUCCAGCAUGUCCUCGCAUCAGCAUCAGCAUCAGCCCCAAACGUCUUUACACCCGGUGGUACAGCUGCCCAACGGUGGAGGUCCAAUGCAUCUCCAUCAUCAUCCGCCGCAGCCUCACUCGCACCAGCAGCAACAGUCACUAGGACUGGGGCAUAUGCUCAGUGGGGCAAAUAGCGGUAGCAACAGCACGUCGCCACUUGCUGGCCUGGGCGGUCCACAGCAACAGCCACCGUCGUCGGUGGUCGUCUCGAGGGACUCGGGUGUGGCGAACAUGGUUGGCGGGGCACACUCCGUCUCGUCGGCGUCAUCAUCCAUCCCGUCAUCUAGCUCGGGCGGGGGACAGCAUCAGCAUCAGCCAUCUGCAUCCUACCAGUCAUCCAAUGAGCCGCCAAACGUGGGCAUGAAACCGACACCGCCGCCACCAUCCAUGCACGGGGGCGGCAACAGUGCGCAGGGCAAUGGGCAAGGCGCUCCCGGCGGAGGCCUGGGCAUGCUGCGCUCGAUGAUGAAUCUUUCCUCCCACAUGCGCCAUCCCGUUGGUGGCAAUGGGCCGCCGGACUACCUGGGUGGAGGAAAUGCUGGCGGUCGCGAUCAUUCGGCCGGUCUAGGGCCGCAGCAGCAGCCACCGGUAGGAAGCUCCCGCCCGCCGCCGUCAAUGUUCGACAAUGUCGGAGGUCUUGGCGGUAGCGGUGGCGGUGGUCCACCCGAUUCACUGCAAUCUUCCUACCAGCCACAGCUUGGCCUGGGUGGCAACGGCAAUACCGGCAUGCCGCCCAUCUCCCGACUAAAUCCGAAAGCGUCCGCGUUUUCUGGUGGAAUCGGCCCGUCAGUCAUGCCGCCAUCGCAGCACCAGCCGGGCAAAAUGAACCUGUCCAACAACCAUCAGCCGUACGGUGGUGGUGGUAGUGGUAGCAAUGCGGGUGGCGCAGGCACAGGAAUGUUCCACGCCCCGCCGCCAAUCGGUAUGGGCGGUGGAAAGUAUCCGUCGAUGUCAUCGUACAGCCUGGCGCCGGGACGACCGAACAGCCAGCAGCAGCACGGUGGUGGCGGAUCCGGUGCAGGUGGCAACGGUGGACCGCCUCCGGUUGGAGGCAUGCAUCACCGCGGCGCCGCAGGAGGCGGUGGCAGCAAUUGGUUUUCGUCCGACUUGAGCCACCUGCAGCGAGACAACCUAAUGGGCAUGGAAAAUGGGCUGGCGAUGGCAUUGAAUGCGUCGGUAGCUGGCGGUUCCCCGAACAUAUCGCCGAACAACAACAACAACAACGCGCCGCAUGCCAUAAACGGCGUUGGGGGACUUGUGCCUCAGCACCAGCAACAGCAGCAGCAGCAACAACAGCAACAACAAUCGAUGAUGGAAGAUGCACGAAAGCUGCCGCGUGCCAUCGGUACCGAGCGGGCCUGGAAGUUCGGCGGAAAUGGUAACGUCGGUCUCGUUGGCAGCGGCGCUGGAGCCGGCGGAGCAAGUGCGGGCGGUGGCAACAAUGGAGCAAACAUGUACAAUGCCGGCAUGGUAACGGCAUACGUCGGGCUGGAUGGACCGGAUCUAAUGAACGGUGGAGCAUCGCCAGCGGCAAUGGCGGCGGCGGCGGCGGCAGCAGCGGCUGCUGCAUCCGGCAAUCAACCGUGGAUGAGCAUGGAUAAGAAUCAGUUCAUGGGCAGCGGUAGUGGACUGGGCGGAUCGCAGCAGCAGCAGCAUCAGCAGCAGCAACCGCCCCUUCCCUGGCUAACGGCGGCGGGAAUGAACAGGCAGUACAUGGACGACAUUCAUCUACCGGAUCAUUUCCAGCAGCUUCAAAUGGAUUACCAUGGUAACAUUGGUGGUUCUGGACCCAGCGGGCCGAACCCACCUAACAUGAACUUCAUGCAGUAUCCGUUCACACCAUCCAACGAUAUGGCGGGAGCGGCAGAGCUGCGACCACCAUGGGAACAUGAGAAGCACGGCGGCUGGUCGCAAAAAUGGUCCGGACACUAGAUGGAAGCGCGAAUGACCGGCUGGCGUCUGGCGGCUGACCAUGUGACGAGGCUAGUUGAGAUGUCGAAAAUCAGUUGUAAUAAUAUACAAUACCAUAACUACCACUUGCUUCAACCAACUGCAGCAAUUAGAAAAGGGAAUAGAAAGAAUAAGUGGGUGAAGGAAAGUCAUAGAAAACCAGCUAGUAGAGUGUAUCAAGUUUUUGGUAAGUUUGCCUCUCGCACUGCGCGGUGUUGAUAGUUGAUUCUGCCCAUAUUCUCCAUUGCGUGCGCUUGCCUGUCUCAAAGAUGGGAUGGGGUGGUAUUGAUUCAUCGAUACAACAAUCACAACUCCACAACCACACACAACACACACACACAUAACACACACUAUCCUCUGGUCAGGGAGCCCGUUCGCAUGCCUGCGGUUAUAUAUGUUACAACUAGAGUGUCAAUGCUGCUAAACAGAUGUUUCAAAUCGCUAGUACUGCUGACGUUAACACGUAUAAUCAUACAAUUCCUCUAUAAAUCAGUAAAGCAAAUCGCGCAUCAGAUCGCGCACACAAAUAUGAAGUAGUACUGAGGGACAGCAACUGCUGCACUCAAGGGUAUGCCCCAAAACAACACCGAUUAUUAGUUUUCAGUCGUUUUUGAAUGUACGCUUAUUAUGGUACAGUUUAUAGCGAAGCAACACACUAAUGUUCAUUUACAGUGUAUAGGUAAACGACACUAUGUGCACCAUCUCGUUCUCGGUAAUGGAAUAUAAGAAUAUAUGUCAAGAUUGUACUUUUGUGCCUAGUUUUGUUUUUGUAUUUGGUUUCUUUCUUACACCCGAUGUCACUUCAGAGAGGAGGGGAUCAUCGCUCUGAGCAUGCCGAAACGAACGCUAUGAGAGAUAGUGACCGAAUUGACAAAAGAAAGAUUUACCGCUCGCGGGACACUUUACGGUGUAGAGGAGCUCUUUAUACAUACACACCAUAAUUUUUGAGUAACAAUGUUUACAUACAAAGAGUGUUCGAUCACCUUGAGCAGUGCAACAACGACACUACCGUGCAAUCCCUCAAACAGAAGCAACACCAGAAUGUGGUCUAAUCGAACGGUUCAGUUUGGAGGCUAGUGCCGUUAAUCCGUGACGCAACAUAGGGCCAUUAUCGAGCCACACAAAGUCUAACGUAUAGUAUAAAAAGGAUAAACAUACCACUACUAUAACACCUACUAGAGUAAUAUCUACUUCUACUCCGUUACUACUAUCCACUUAUAAGCUACUCUUUGGAUGAUGCUAACCGCAACUAAACACACGCAUAUGAAAUUAACAUGCAAAUGCUUCACAGAAAGGAAAAAACAAACAGUAAUUCACUCACUCACCACUCAAACACUUAAAACCAUACGCUGCUGCUACCCAAGCUUAAUGAAAAAUUAUUGACUGGUAAUGGAUGUGGAAGCUUAACUAAUAAUAGAACAAACAAAAAACACGGAACUAACGACUACCGGGUUCUUCCGCGCCCGAGUGUUGAUGGGUGGUGGAUCAACGUAGUUUUGAAUAUCUAUUGUGCAUUCAAAUACGAAGGGCAGGUUUGAAUUUUAGGAUUUAGCGUUUAGAUAAAGCAAAAUCUACUCAACCAACCAAUAGUUUGUUCUUUCUCCCUAUGCGCUACACGCGAUCGAUAAUGGCGGAGAUCAUCGAGCGCGCGGCACCCAUCGGUAAUUGGAUUAGUUUAGUAAAAAAAACUAACGUAGAACAUAGUGAGACAAUUUGGCGUAGAAGAAUUGACUUAAAAACAGUAAAGUACUAACGUUUAGCCAGGGUGCUUGAAGUGGAAAAAAGAGUGGACGGACGGCUUAGAAAAACACAAUUUACAAAGCACAGUAUGUUAAGCCCGGCAGGAAAACUAAAAAAACUGAAUGAGUGAAAACUGUUGGAACAUUUAUAACGCAUAACAACACGUACAUUAGAUUCGCUCGGAAAAUACAGAAAAUUCUAUUCUUUAUCCUCGGCAGUGCAGAGAGGCAGCAUGCUUUCUUUUUAACCCCAACUAUCGGCACGGACAGAAAGGAGAAGAAAAGGGACAAAAAGUGUUUCUCCCCCCAAACUUUAAAAUCACGCGCCAUCAAUUUGUUUUUAAGACGCUUUUUCACUAGAAUCAAACCAGUGUUUCGCCGUUUGGCGAGAAAGGGCAUAUAAAAAGGGCAAAACGGGAGGGAGAACUAUCACCACUACUAUCGGCAAGCGGACGUAAUUUCAGAGUAGAUUGAAUAACGUGGCGUAGCAUCAUAGCCGUAGAACUUCAGAACAGUGGAAACAAACAGAAAGGAUCUGCAGCCAAACAACAAACAGUGCUUUACCGGUCUUUUGCGACACAACACGACCCAACCAUGAUAUGGAAUAAAACUCUAUAAUGUGCAUUUACAGUAAGACGACAAAUGCUGCGACAACUACUACUGCUUAAGCUGUGCUAUGCUGGGCAGAUAGAUUAAGCAACACACUCUGAGGGAUGAAUUGGAUGAGCGCUCCUCCCCCCUGCGCACCCUGAACACUCUGUUUUCAAUUGGGCCUUGAAGACGGAGAGGAAAGCUCGGGCGGGGAGUAGUAAGAAAUAUGCCAAAAUCAUCUAUAUUUCUUCGCUUUUCGUAAAUGGCAGUGGUUGAAAUUUCGUAUCGAAUACGAACAACAGCAACCCAAAACGAUGAACGCUUAGUAAACGAUGCUAGAGCACUAACAUAGAUUGCAAAAAAAAAAUGCAUUGCUGCAAGUAUAAUGUGUGUGAGCAUAAUAUAGUAUGUUUAACAAACGAUCAUGCAUACAUUAUUUUGCUAUACGUUUUAUUUUUCAAUUGCAAUGCAGAAGAGACGAGCUCGUCUCCUCUAUUGCAAACGCAGAGGGAAUGGAAAGGAGGUGAGCCGAACCGAGCGCAAGUCAUUUCUGCAACGCAGGCACACACACACAUAGUCGUGUAUUGCACAUUACGAUAUAAGUAAGAAAAUGUAAACCGAUCGAAGAGUGAAAAGAGAAUAUCCACUGGAUGAUUUCAAGCGAUACGACGACGCCCGCCACAACAUGCUGCUGCGAGCCACAUACAGGCAGAGACGAAAAGAGAAAAUGCAAGAUAGAAAGAGAAGGAGAGAGAGAGAGAGAGAGAGAGAGAGAGAGAGAGAAAGUAAGACAGCCCAUAGGGCGUCAAUGAAACAGUAAGGAGUAAAGUGAAAGGUAUGUUAGAAGGAGGAAGAAUAGUUCAAGCGCAUUGAGUUAUAAAUGACGAUGGUUAUCUACUAACUACCAACUAUAUGGA
This is a messenger RNA of Anopheles merus, 18151 nucleotides long. RefSeq names its product ankyrin repeat and KH domain-containing protein mask (gene mask). Gene Ontology annotation, molecular function: protein binding; RNA binding. Gene Ontology annotation, cellular component: cytoplasm; transcription factor TFIIA complex. Gene Ontology annotation, biological process: innate immune response; transcription initiation at RNA polymerase II promoter. Bases 178 to 14886 code for a protein of 4902 amino acids. The transcript has 20 exons. The record is from RefSeq and is a predicted model, not a curated record. Lineage: Eukaryota; Metazoa; Arthropoda; Insecta; Diptera; Culicidae.